Molecule: messenger RNA, 4148 nt
Organism: Cottoperca gobio
Lineage: Eukaryota; Metazoa; Chordata; Actinopteri; Perciformes; Bovichtidae
Gene: ldlrb
Product: low density lipoprotein receptor b
Exons: 18
Coding region: 117-2744 (875 amino acids)
Biological process (GO): receptor-mediated endocytosis
Cellular component (GO): plasma membrane; signaling receptor complex; apical plasma membrane
Molecular function (GO): calcium ion binding; protein binding; hormone binding
Source: RefSeq, a predicted model, not a curated record
CCUUUACUCACAUCUGCGGCGUGGCUCUGCUAACUGUCCUCUCCGUCUGAUCCAGAGCCUUUUUACGCGCAAAUCCAUAUCUGCGUACAGCAUAGCUGUACAAAUAAGGACAGGACAUGUUUGGGAUGUGGAGGGGACUCGCCGGGCUGUCCACAUGUUGCUGUCUGCUGAUGCUGAUUCAUUUUUCGCCUCAAGCAGAUGCAGCCUUCACGUGCAGCUCCGCUCAGUUAAGGUGUGGAAAUGGGAGGUGUGUCACCCGCAGGUGGAUUUGUGAUGGAACUGACGAUUGUGGUGAUGGAACUGAUGAACUGCCUGCAACCUGUGCGACCAAAACAUGUCUGCAGUCAGAGUACAACUGCGGCGGUGCCACAAACCAGUGUGUACCGGUGGCCUGGCACUGUGACGGCAGAGUUGAAUGUGACAACGGAGCUGAUGAGAAAAACUGCACGACCAAACAAUGCAGCCCUGAUGAGUUUAGCUGUGCCAACGGCCAGUGUAUAUCCCCCACUUUCGUUUGCGACAGCGAAAACGACUGUUUAGACGGCUCAGAUGAGGCUUCCUGCCCCAAACCCAGCUGCACUUCUCAUUCCUUCCAGUGCAACAACUCAGUGUGUGUGCCGGAGUUAUGGCACUGCGAUGGAGACGAGGACUGUUCCGACGGGUCGGACGAGUGGCCGCAGAACUGCGUGGGACGGCAGCCUAAGAAGACAGCGGUGCCCUGCAGCGUCCACGAAUUCCAGUGUGCAAAUGGGGAGUGUGUCCGCAGCGGCUGGAAGUGUGACGGAGGCAAUGACUGUCAUGAUCGAUCAGACGAGGUCAACUGCAGUCGUCCUACUUGUCGCCCAGAUGAGUUCCAGUGUGAUGACGGUGCCUGUAUCCAUGGCAGUCAGCAAUGUGACCAACUGCCCGACUGCAGGGACUCCAGUGAUGAGAUGGGCUGCCACAUAGAAAAUACAUGUGAAGGCCCCACCAAGUUCAAGUGUGGCAGCGGGGAGUGUAUCAGCAUAGAGAAAGUGUGUGACAAACAGAGAGACUGCAGAGACCGGUCUGAUGAACCUGUCAAAGAGUGUGACAAAAAUGAGUGUUUGACUAGAACUGAUGGAUGCUCCCAAUUCUGCAACGACCUAAAGAUUGGCUACAACUGCUCCUGCCGUGCCGGAUACAGGCUGAAGAUGGACAAGAAAACCUGUGAAGACAUUGAUGAAUGUGGUGAGCCUGACACUUGCAGUCAGAUCUGCAUCAACCUGCCCGGCAGCUACAAGUGUGAUUGCAAAGAGGGCUACAAGAUCGACCCCGUGAGCAAGACAUGCAGGGCUGAAUCAGGCACUGUACCCACCCUCUACUUUACCAAUAGACACGAGGUGAGGAAGAUGACGGUGGACCGCAAAGAGUACGUCCGUCUGAUCCCCCAGCUGAAAAACGUGGUGGCUCUGGACAUGGACAUGCCUAACAAGAGGAUCUUCUGGUCUGACCUGUCUCUGAAGAAAAUCUACAGCUCCAACAUAGAUGUGGCCGGUAACUCCUCUUACCACACUGUAGUGAUUGACAGUGAGAUUGAGGCCCCAGAGGGCAUUGCGGUGGAUUGGAUCCAUGGCAACAUCUACUGGACUGACAGUGUCUUGAAGACUAUCUCUGUGGCAACGAUAGAUGGCAGCAAGAGGAAGACCCUGAUCACAAAAAACCUGGAUAAGCCAAGAUCCAUCACAGUCGACCCUGUAAAAAAUUUUAUGUACUGGACAGACUGGGGUGAGGAGGCCAAGAUAGAGAAGAGUGGGUUGAAUGGAGCGGAUCGCGUUGCCUUAGUGACCGAUAACAUCAUGUGGCCCAAUGGCAUCACCCUGGACAUGGUCAACCAGCGUCUGUACUGGGUGGACUCCAAGAUGCACACGUUGUCCAGCAUCGAUGUGAACGGAGGGACACGACACCGUCUAAUUUUCAGUGAGGAAAAGCUCUCCCACCCCCUCGCUGUUACUGUCUUUGAGGAGAAAGUCUUUUGGACAGACAUGAGCAACGUUGCUGUUUUUAGUGCCAACCGCCUGACGGGGAAGGACAUCACUCAGCUGGCAACGGACCUGAAUCAGCCAGAGGACAUCGUAAUGUACCACAACCUCAGGCAGCCAAUAGGUACAAACUGGUGCAGAGAGAGUAACAGUAUGAAUGGAGGAUGCGAGUUUCUGUGCCUCCCUGCCCCUGUGAUCAACGAGCACUCUCCUAAAUACACCUGCGCCUGUCCUGACCACAUGACCAUGGGACCUGACAUGAGGAAAUGUGUGACAGCAGCCUCAGUUGCCCCUCCUGCCGAAAACAAAACUGCUGCACCGCUCCUGCCUAAAGCUCCCACUAAGCCUGCUCCUCCCAGACGGCCUUCUCCUACCACUGCUACAACUACAACUACCACCAGAGCUACCUCAAAACCCACAACUAUCUCAGCUAGCCAGCCCACACAGCAGCCUGCCGCCACUGCUAAAGGUAACAGAUUGGCAGCCUUGCCCAAAGAAGCCCCCUCAUCCCACCCUGUUGCUCUCUAUGUUGUGUUGCCAAUACUGGUCAUGUCCCUGCUGGUCUUUGGAGCAGUCAUGCUGUGGAGACACUGGCGUCUGAAGAACACCAACACCAUACACUUUGACAAUCCAGUGUACCAGAAAACCACAGAGGACGAGCUACACAUCUGCAGGAACAACUCUGAAGGCUACGUUUAUCCUCAGAGGCAAAUGCUGAGCAUGGAGGACGAGGAUGUUGCUUGACCCAAAGAUAAAGAAGACACUAGCUUUAUUUAAAGUGAUAUCUUUAUGAUGAAAACAUGAACAAACAAAAGGCCAUUUAUUUUCUACUGCUGCUGCUUAUCAGCCUCUUGCCUUUCACCUCAAGUGAGCUCAUUUCGUGGCUUAUGUUUCUGACCGCAGAACUGUGCCGUCCAAGUCUGAAGAAAGAAAAAGAAAUAACGAUCUAUGAAACUUUAGUAUGAUAAAAUAGAGUAGAACUGCAGGAUGCCAUUUAGUCAGACCAAAAAAUGGUUUCUAAAUUAGGGACUAAUGCAUGGUUUCAGAAGAUGAUGCUCUAAAUCCCAGAGCCGUGACUCUUUUGUAGCUACCUGAACAAUAUCUUACUUUGCCACCAACACAUCGCCUCAUUUUGUUCAUUAAAUAUAUCGAUGCAUAAGUCACAAGUUCUGCAAGUUUGACUUGAAAAGCCUGACCUAUACUUUUUUAACACUCAUGUGUGCCUUCCAUCUCUACUCUGGUAAUUUAGUAAAGUUUAUUGGAUGUACAGUACAUAAAUGCCUUGCUGACCACGCUACCUUCCAAACCAGUUUCUGUGGUAGUUAAUGCUUUAAUGCUUUAGUGCUUUAGCUCCAGGCAGUGAACGCCUUCAUGAUUACACUGUGGCCUUGUCUUCUCCUGCAUACAGAGUUGUAUAUUUAGUUGGCUCCCAUAUCAGAGGCAUUUUUCUUAAUCAUCCAACAUGUCUCCAAUGUAGUUCCCAUUUAAAUCAGUACUGUUAUGUCGUGUAUGUUUUCCUUUAGUGACCCAUCUCCCAACGAGGGAGUGUGGAGAUGGUUUGCAUUGUAAAUGAAAAAGCUGCUGAGUUUUCUGAAGUCAACCAAAAAUGAAGAAAAUCUUCUAUUUUAAAUGAAGAUAAUGAGGUAAAAAGCCAUUUUAGGUGAUGACUUAUACCACUGUAAAUAAUUUCUGUAAGUAUUUUGUAAAACUCUUAAGUUCACUCUGGUGUUGCCUUUUUACAUUUGUAAAUUUUAAUCAAGAAAUGUACAUAUGUAAGAGAUUCUUUUAUUUAUUUAUGGAAAUAUAUGAGUAAAGGUUUUUGAUUGUGGUCAUCUGGCUGUAAAUACUGUAAUAGUUUAUGUUAGCAUCUACCACAGUGUAUUGUUAUUGUUCUAGCUAAGCCAGUCAAACCAUUACAUUGUACAGCGGUUUUUCUAACUUAUGUUCAAACAAGUUAUUUUACAUAAUUUAUUUUUGCUGUUACUAUGACUUUUGUUUUCACUGUGAGAUUAAGGCACAUACUGUCACAAAAUGUAUGUGUGGACAAGAAUUGUUGUGCAUAAACAUCCUGCCUGUUAAUGCACAUUGCUUUGUUCGUUUUUGGUUGUGUUGGUCUUUUUUAAAUAAAAUAAAAAUCAUCUUUUAAAA